Schizosaccharomyces japonicus yFS275 is the source of this 459-nucleotide messenger RNA. RefSeq names its product ribosomal protein subunit S8. Gene Ontology annotation, biological process: translation. Gene Ontology annotation, cellular component: ribosome. The record is from RefSeq and is a predicted model, not a curated record. Gene Ontology annotation, molecular function: structural constituent of ribosome. The coding region runs from base 1 to 459 and encodes 152 amino acids. NCBI's taxonomy places the organism in Eukaryota, Fungi, Ascomycota, Schizosaccharomycetes, Schizosaccharomycetales, Schizosaccharomycetaceae. The transcript has a single exon.
AUGCAGCUCAUUCAUUCAUAUUCUAUCAUUCAAAAUGCUUUUCGCGCCGGAUUCAGCAUGGUUAAAAUUCCUCUGACGAAGUCAACUCUGGGACUUUCACUCGUUCUUUACAAGCAGGGCUUUAUUUCAGCUGUUCAACGCGGGUCUGUAUUUGCUCCAGACGAAAUUGAAAUUCCCCUGACACGUCAAAACAUCAGCACUCGUCGCCUUUGGUUGAGUCUAAAGUACUUUGAAGGGAAGCCAGUCCUGCAGAGCAUUCGAGCAAUAUCAAAACCCAGCAGGGAAGUAACUCUUCAAUUUCCAGCACUAAAGAAAUUUGCUACUGGUUACGAUGUUCCAAGCGCUCGAGGGCUUGAACCCGGAGAGACUGCUGUAGUGUCUACUUCUCGUGGAAUACUUGGUCUUGAAGAUGCUAUUUCUAGCGGGCUGGGGGGAAUGCUUUUGUGCCGAGUGAAAUAA